UUUCCAUAUUUAGUUGGUUUGGGGAAGAAGUGUAGAACAGACUACGCGAACUCAAGCGUCAAUGCUCGCUUUCGUCUCCGUGCAUAUAAAAAGGCCUCAGGUUUGGCGAUAAUUGACUCACGUGGUGGAUAUAAGUGGGGAAAAGUGAAAGCGGGGGAACUUCCCCAAAUCGAGAAUUCGUCGCAUAAAUCUAGGGUUUUCGAGAUCCCCUCCCGAUCGCGUCGCAAAACCCUAGCUCGGCCUUCAAUCGUGGCGUUUUAUCUUGGUUAUUGAUAUGGCGGAGGAAGAAAUCGAGUACGAGAGCGAUCCGGAGGAGGCGAAGUUGUCGCUGAAGGCGCGGAGGAGAGUGGCGAGCGACGACGAGGAUGAGGGGGAGGAGGGACGGCGGAGGCCGCCGCGGCGGGUGGACGAAUCGGACGGGGAGUCGGAAGGCGGUCCGGCGGAGUACGAGGAGGAGUUUGGGGGAGCGGAGGGAGAGUAUGAUUUGAACGAGGAGGAUUUGGAUGAGGAAGCGGAGGAAGUCGGGGAGGAGUUGGAGGUUGUGGGGGUGAGAAGAGUGGCGGAGGAGGUUGUUGCCGGCGGUGUGGUGGCGGAGGAGAGGGAAGGUUUGAAUAAUGAUGGCGAUGUAAUUGAUGAUGGGGACUAUAAUGUCGCAGAUGCAGGGAGGAAGGAGAUGGAGCCGUACGCCGUGCCGACGGCGGGGGCGUUUUAUAUGCACGACGACAGGUUUCGGGACAAUGCAGGCGGUCGGAAUAGGCGAAUGCCCGGUGGAAGAAAGCUCUGGGAGUCUAAAGACGACAAGAAAUGGGGGCAUGAUAAAUUCGAGGAGUUUACGAGGCAGGAAAGGCAUCAUGAAGAGCAUCAAAGAGGUUAUAGGGGUCGGUAUAGAGGCCGGGGUAGGAAUAGAGGAGCGGCUCGUGGAUAUUUGCAACGAAACAGACCCAGAGAGUACGCAGAUAAUAGCGAUCCUCAGCAUAAUGCUAGUAAUAGUAAUAAAAAUAAUAAUAAUUAUAAUAAUCAUAACAAUGCUUCGAAGGGUGUCAGGGGACGAGGACCUCGAAGGUAUCAGCCACUUCCAAACAACGACGCACCUGUUACGCACAGCAAACAAUCUGGGAAAUAUGUCGAGAAGCAUCCCAAUGCUAGUUCCGGAAGAACCAAUCAUCCUGUAUCGAAUGCAGAAUCGGAUGUGGUUCAGCCCCGGAAACAAGUUGCGUCCAAUUUGAACAUUGCUUCUCCUCCAUUUUAUCCGACUGGUACUGCAAAAGAUUUGACCGCACCACCACAUAAGAGAGAGGCCCAAACUGGUAACCCUAAUAAUCGAAAUGGUGUGGAUGGGCGCCAUCAAACCUUGCUAGCAUCUGUAACGACUAAAUUCGAUUCUAUUGGCUUGGAUAGACUCAGCGUCAAUGAUUCAGCUUCUGCAAUGGCUGCAAAACCUUCAAACACGACUCAACCUCAGCCGAGGGGUUCAGGUGGAGCACAAAAUUCCUUGCGACCAAUGGCCUACCAGCCUACUGCCUCGACUAACCAAAUUAACAGAAUUCCUUCACCUAGUCAUCCCCACCAUGCUCAACCUUCUGCACAAGUUUAUGGUCAGCAGUUUGGCCAAGGUGCUGGUGUGGUGACAGCGUCAAAAUCUGGGGAGAUGGAAUCUACAUCGGUAUCUAGUCAAUCGAAGACUGCGGCAGUGGAUAAAGGAAAAGGAGGUGUUCAAAGCAGUGGGAAUGGAAAGGGCCCUUUUAUGUACGGUGGACCACAGCUGAUGCAGACCUCCAGUGGUCCUGGUGAUUCGAACUUCCCUACUUUCUUACCGGUUAUGCAAUUUGGGACUCAGCAUCCCGGGGGAAUUGGUGUUCCUGCUGUCGGCAUGGCUUUCCCGGGAUACGUUGGUCAACCACAACUUGGUCUCGGGGGUUCUGAAAUGACGUGGCUGCCAGUUUUGACGGGUGCUGCUGGAGCACUGGGGGCAACAUAUUGUCCUCCGUACAUCCCUGUUGAUGGUUCGUAUAAUACCCGUUCGUCUGGUGCUGCUACUUCAACGACAGCUACUACAAGCAAGGAAACUAUCACAGUGAAAGCUGGUACUGAGUGGAAGCCGGCACAAAAGUCUGAUCUUUCGAGUCAAGAGUUUGGACAGAAGCAAAAGAAUCCACGGAGAUACACAGAGAUGAAAUUUGACCAUUAAGGUAAUUAGUGGCGGAAUCCAUUGCAAUAAGCAGCAGACGAAAAUCUAACAUCUUUAGCAUUGGGCGUCUCUUCUAUCCGUUCUUGGUUUAGCAAAAUUUCUUGGGUUUGCUUGUGGUGCCGGCCUUUACUCUUACCACGGCCCUUUGGGCGACUGCUCGUGUUCUGAGAUUAUUUAGGUAUAUGCGAAAAACACCUGAUCAUAGCUGCUGCUUAAUUGGAGGACAAGUCGCGCAGCAGUUUGAUGACGGGUGGCAACUCCUCAUUUCAUUUAUGCUGUUAUUGUGCAUUAGACUUUCUUUUGAAGCUUAUGAGAAGAUUGUAGCCGGGGUUCUUCGAAUUAUAUUUGUAUUGCUCUGCCUCUGCCAAUCCCAUCGACGGUUUAAGAAAUUGCAGCGUGAGUUCUUGAAACUCCCUACCAUUUGUCUUUUGUUUUUUUCUUUUUUUUUUUGGCUUUAAAUGAAUCGAACCGAAUUACCGAAUUGAACCGAUUUCGUAGUUGUGUUAAUAUGUUUGGGUUGAGAAUAAAAAUUGUUGCUUUUA
Messenger RNA from Andrographis paniculata, 2730 nucleotides. RefSeq names its product protein MLN51 homolog. Gene Ontology annotation, molecular function: mRNA binding. The transcript is spliced from 11 exons. NCBI's taxonomy places the organism in Eukaryota, Viridiplantae, Streptophyta, Magnoliopsida, Lamiales, Acanthaceae. The coding region runs from base 275 to 2188 and encodes 637 amino acids. Gene Ontology annotation, cellular component: exon-exon junction complex. Gene Ontology annotation, biological process: mRNA processing. The record is from RefSeq and is a predicted model, not a curated record.